AUUGGAAAUCUGCGUGCCCAAGCACGAGGGUUUGCGCUGCGGCGGGUUUUCUUCCUGCGGCCGCAGCGUGUGACAAGCAGGCCCUCCCGCCACCGCGAGCUCGCGGCGGACCCGAACGACCGACCGAUCCGUCGUCGUCCUCAGUUCCUCAUCCAUCCGGGCAUCCGGGUUCCGCCGAGCGGAGGAAGGCGCCAUGAAAGCUGCGGAGGACGCCACGCGCUGCCCUGAGAUCCCCCGGCGGUGCCACCACUGCGCCGGGCCACUCUCCAAGGACAUGGAAACGAGCAGCUGGACAGUACCUCCGUUGGUUCGAGAUAGCUUCUCCAUGAUUGGUUCGGCUCUUGGGGGUAUAGCAGGAGCGUUUUAUGGUUUCAACCAUGUUAUGCCUGUUGUUCGACGCCACAUUAAGGGUCCGAUGUGGAUGCAUUUUUUUGUUGGUGCACCACCAGUUAUUGUGUUCUCUUCUGCAUGUGCUGGAUUAGCAGGUGGUACAAUACCAGCCACCGCACAGCUGGUUUCAUCAUCCUAUCAUGCUGUGUCAUCGCACUCCUUUGCCCGCUCUUCUUCACAUGUAGCAAAGCAUGCACCCUCCUUUGCCCCCUCUGCAUCUCAUGACGACAUGCACAAGAAAAGAAGCUCCUCACCAUUGUAAGUUAUUGGUGCAACAGUUCCUCUACAUAACUCGCCUGCCUUGAGAAACUAUCCUCCUAACUAUGCAAGACUCAUCCCAUCCUACUCUAUGAAACAUGACUUCUUUAUCACUCCUUGCCCUCUUUAACGAGGGAUGCUUUUGUACAUGGUAUUUUUUCCCCUCGUGGAUGGAUGCUAUAUGUGCCCUGUUUAUAAAUUUUGGAUAUAUCUUGAUGUAUAGCUAGCACUGGGCUAUGUUUUGUGGUCCAAUAAAAGUUGGUGCUGUGACCAGUGUACACUGAGCUGAGGUUCUUUUGAGAUAUUCUAGCGCUGGAAAGUAUUGUCACGCUCAAUGGUA
Molecule: messenger RNA, 988 nt
Organism: Sorghum bicolor (sorghum)
Lineage: Eukaryota; Viridiplantae; Streptophyta; Magnoliopsida; Poales; Poaceae
Exons: 6
Coding region: 194-652 (152 amino acids)
Source: RefSeq, a predicted model, not a curated record